UAAAUUCGCAGCUGAUAUAACGACGUGGGGUUUUUUUCCGGUAUGAAAUGGGAUUUUCUGCUCCCGGACGGAGCGUUUUACAGAACCUCAUAGCCAAUAUUUUAAACGACAGAUGUGUUUAUUUUAGUAGUGCAGAUUUGUAUUGAAGUAUAUAAAGCGAUGUUCGGCUGUUGCCCGUGUAAACUCGGAGCAGUAGCGUGCUGUGUGGCUGUCAAGCGCUCCCUCGACUGAGAAAACAAUGCAGGCCUGAUCGCUCAUGUUAGCAACUGCUACUUGCAUCGCCGCUCCAGUGGAUCGCCGCAGUGGGGACUUGAAGCCUUGGGCAAAGCCUUUUUCUGACUGCGCGAGCACACACCGCCCGCUAUGACCUCACAGCUGCAAGUUUUCUCGCCUCCAUCCAUCUCCUCCAGUGCCUUUUGCCGUGUUAAGAAGCUGAAGGUGGAGAACAAUGUUUGGGACGUGUCCACUACCGAAGCGUACAACUCCAUAGCCGGCCAGUCUGCGUAUACCUUUACCCCGGCCAUGGCCGUCCCACCCUUUGCACCGUCCCUGGUCUUCCCCCCAACAGUGCCGGGCUCUCGCGGUCAAGUGGUGGUUCGGGCAGCUGAUAGCACCGGUAGUCUUCCGCGGGGUUCCAGUCGGCGCGUCGCCGAGCACGCGACAUCCUCUUCCUACGCUCAUGUGGAGACGGCCUCGGAGACGAGAGGACACCGGCACGGGCAGAAGAGAAAGUUGGAGGAGACCAAUGAGGGCAGUGGGAGCGGCUGUGGCAGUGUGCAAAUUCUGGAGGAGCUCUCCGCGCCGGCGGCGACGUUCUCCACUCGUACGGGCGGUGGCGGAGGAGGCGGCACGGGCCAAUCCAUACCUCACUCGGCCCCAACCACCAAAAGCAGUAGCUCCAACGGGGAAGGCGACUAUCAGCUGGUGCAGCACGAGAUCCUCUGCUCGGUGUCCUGCAGCUACGAAGUGUUGGAGUUCUUGGGGAGGGGCACCUUUGGCCAGGUGGCCAAGUGCUGGAAGAGGGGUACAAAUGAGAUUGUGGCAAUUAAGAUUCUAAAGAACCAUCCUUCCUAUGCUCGCCAGGGACAAAUCGAGGUGGGAAUCCUGAACAAGCUGAGUGCAGAGAAUGCGGACGAGUACAACUUUGUGCGCUCGUAUGAGUGCUUCCAGCACAAGGGUCAUACAUGCUUGGUGUUUGAGAUGCUCGAACAAAACCUGUAUGACUUUCUCAAGCACAGCAAGUUCAGCCCGCUGCCGCUUCGGCACAUUAGACCGAUCCUACAGCAGGUGGCCACGGCACUGAUGAAGCUCAAGAGCUUGGAACUGAUUCAUGCGGACCUCAAGCCUGAGAAUAUUAUGCUAGUGGACCCCCUCAGGCAGCCGUACAGGGUAAAGGUCAUCGACUUUGGCUCGGCAAGCCACGUUUCCAAGGCUGUGUGCUCAACAUACUUGCAGUCUCGCUACUACAGGGCUCCUGAGAUCAUUUUAGGUCUGCAAUUCUGCGAGGCGAUCGACAUGUGGUCUCUGGGCUGUGUGAUUGCGGAGCUCUUUUUGGGUUGGCCCCUCUACCCCGGAGCCUCAGAGUACGAUCAGAUUCGCUACAUUUCUCAGACUCAAGGCCUGCCAGCUGAGUACCUACUGAGUGCAGGCACGAAAACCAGCCGCUUUUUCAACCGAGGACCGGACUCGAGUUACCCACUUUGGAGACUGAAGACACCAUCAGAACACGAAAUGGAGAUGGGCAUCAAAUCCAAGGAAGCUCGAAAAUACAUCUUCAACUGUUUGGAUGACAUGAUGCAGGUCAACCUUUCAUCGCAUUUGGAGGGGACCGACAUGCUGGCUGAGAAAGCUGACAGACGAGAGUUUAUAGAUCUCCUGAAGAGGAUGCUCCGCCUGGACGCUGACAAGAGGAUCACGCCUACCAAGACACUGGGUCACCCUUUCGUCACAAUGAGCCACCUCAUGGAUUAUCCACACAGCUCUCACGUGAAGUCGUGCUUCCAGAACAUGGAGAUCUGCAAGCGCCGCAGCACCUACGACAGCAACAAAUCUCUCUACUCCACCAAUGCCGUCCCCAGCGCUGCGGCAGGAAACCUGACUGUUACCUUCAGUAGCCAACUCAACCAGCAUAACCAGGUGCCUUCUGCGGGGGGAGCGGUGCCUUUACUAAAUUAUCAGCCGGCGUUGUACCAGCAGGCGACCAUCAACAUUCCCGGUCUGACUCAACAGAGUGUUCCGAUUCAAACGCGUCCUGCUGGGCUGUGUAGCCAGGCAGAACCCUUCCAGCAGACUCUGAUUGUUUGCCCACCUUCCACCAUUCAAGGGCUGCAGUCAUCAAGCAAGAGCUCCAGUUUCCCUGUGAGAAUGGAGAACUCGGUUCCUAUCGUACCUCAGAACCAGCCUGCCCAGUCCCUGCAGAUCCAGCCCAGCAUGCUCACGCAGGGUUCCUGUACACCCCUGAUGGUGGCCACCCUGCACCCACCCACGUCAGGCAUAGCCUCGCAGUAUUCUCUACCCGUGGGGCUAGGUACUGGGGUGGGUCGGCCCACCCUCUUGGAGCACACAGCUACGGUGCUGCAGGCCUGGCCCACCGGAACUCAACAAAUUCUCAUCCCGUCAUCAUGGCAGCAGGUCCCCGGCGUCGCCAUUCACAGCUCUGCUCACCAGACAAAUAUUGCGGAGUCACCACGGGACUCCCAUCACUCUGAUGCCACUGCCCAGCAGGGACACAACUGGAGGAGCACAACGCAAACCAAAACUCAGCAAGAGAGGAAAAAGGUCAAGGCGAGGCGAGGAGAGAACAGAAAUAGGGGUGUGGCCACCACGUCGUCGAUGCUCAGCACCAACGCUGUGACGUCGUCCAGCCUCAUGGCCACUUUGUCGCAGCCCAUCGUCAUCUCUGACACGCCCAGCCCGGCGGUCAGCAUCAUAACAAUCCACAGCGACACCGACACGGAAGAUGAGCGCAAGUUUCACCCUGCCAGUGUUACAUUGGGCCAACGCACUAAUGUGAUCAGCUGCGUGACCGUGCACGACUCCGACUCGUCCACUGCCAGCCCCCUGACUCCGCAUCCCCGCACGCUCAACGCAGCCAGCACCGUUUCGUCUCGCCAGGCCAAGUCUCUGGCCGUGGUGGCGCCUUCGAUCAAAAUUCAGGCGCCCGAGAGAGGAGCAUCUUCACGUAGCCGCUCAGAAACUGUGAACUACAUGAAACCCAAGAGAAUGUCCCAUCAGCAGCCAAGUAGUUCGGGGGAGAGCCUGGAGCGACAUGGGCUGAUGCUUAGCCAGUCACGCCCUUUAAACCUCAGCCAGGUGCAGCCCCUGGUGUCUUCAUCUCAGGAGCGCACAGGGGCGUCCCACGGCGAUUCAUCGUUACGUCGGCAGCAGACCUUCCCCGCGGCCGCCUCGGCUCCUCACUACAACUUCCCCGAGGUGUCGGCCCUGGCCUCCGUCUCGGCCGCCGCCGGGCCCGGCCUGUACACCUACCCGGCCUCCACCGCCCUCUCAUCCGCCUCUCAGGUCAUGGAGCAGCUGCUGGGCCGCGGCCACGCCGGGCACGGAGGCCACGGACACUCGGGACACUCCCCCUCCGCCUAUGCAGCCACAUACACCUCUUCUUCCUCGUCCUCCAGGAGAGACUCGGCCAGCCGCAAGGAUUCCGUCAGCAGUCUGCUGCACGGCCUGCCGGCGGUCUACCAGCAGCAAUUCGCCGCGGCCUCUCCAUACAUGAGUGUGACGCCGCGGGCGGAGGCGUACGGCGCCUACCAGUUGAGCCCCAGACGCCUCGCACAGUACCCCUACCUAUAAGAUUCUUGAUUCGCUUACUUAGCACCACCAAGGGACGACCGUCACUUAAUCCGAUUGCUGCUUUUCACCCCGAGGCUUGUCCUUUCCAUUUAUUUUCCCUUAGGAAAUAUUAUAUGACACCCUUAUUUUAUCCACUUCAUAUUAGGAAUUGCGGUUCAUUGUUUCUUUGUGUGAAGAGAGAUUCCGCUCCUGUCACAAGCUGCGAUGACCCUUUUAGGCCCGCUUCCUGUGCUAGUGGAGGACUAGCUGACACUAAUCCAGUGAGUCCCGGUGUUCUAGCCAACCUAACAAUAAUUGUACUUGACCCACGUCCGUUGAUUCACAAAUAUGUCUUUUGCUCUGUUUAAAUCGUUUUGUCUGUGUGCGGUGGGAACACGAUGACGUUGGGGGUUUAAUCUGCGAAGGGUGACCCAAAUGUGACGGCUCCUUGUUAAUUUAAGUGCACAUGUGAUCGUGUGUUUAUGUAGUGACAGUGUUUUAGGGCAGAUAAACCAUGCAAUAGUUUUUUUUUUUUAAAAUUUUGCAUUUCCGUUUAACUGAAUGUAUUUAUGAAGUCCCGAUGACUCAGAUCGUCAUGUGACAAAUGACAUGAAAAGCUUUUUGGGUUUGGAAAAAAAAAAGAUCCGGUUUCUCUUUAAAAGAUUCAUAAAUCCAGAUUGUCAUAGGCACACCUGUUAAAUGACACGGCCGCUAGCCACUGUUGUAGGACCUCUUUGAUGGAUUGAAGUAAGGCCAGUUUUUAUUGUUGUUGUAAAAAUAAAAUAAUUGUCCCUUGGGGAUGCUCACUAGCUGCAGUACUCAUUAACUGCUGAAUAUUGGCAUAUCUUUUGGUUGAUUACUCACUGGUGCGUAACAAGCUCUUAUGGGAAUGAGUUAAAAAAAAAAAAUAAUCUAGCCAAAACGUUGCAGAAGAGAGAUGUUUUCCUUCAGGCGACCGUGGGCUUUUUAGGCGAUCCUUCCCUGUUUGUGUUUGCAUUGUUUUGUGUUGUAAUGUCUUGAGUAUUUAAGUGUAAUUUGACUUUAUUCUUGUAGGUAAAGAUGCUACUCUGUAGAACUAAUUCAGGGAAAUGUUUCAGCUCAAUAAUCCAUCACUGUUUGCAAUAAAAUCACCACGAACACAA
This is a messenger RNA of Hippocampus zosterae (dwarf seahorse), 4928 nucleotides long. It is a transcript of the gene hipk1b, whose product is annotated as homeodomain interacting protein kinase 1b. Bases 364 to 3807 code for a protein of 1147 amino acids. The transcript has 18 exons. Gene Ontology annotation, molecular function: protein tyrosine kinase activity; protein serine/threonine kinase activity; ATP binding. Gene Ontology annotation, biological process: intrinsic apoptotic signaling pathway in response to DNA damage by p53 class mediator; peptidyl-serine phosphorylation; smoothened signaling pathway. The record is from RefSeq and is a predicted model, not a curated record. Lineage: Eukaryota; Metazoa; Chordata; Actinopteri; Syngnathiformes; Syngnathidae. Gene Ontology annotation, cellular component: nucleus; cytoplasm; PML body.